AUUUUGACACGUUUGUUUCAUCGUAGAUCAAAGGCUAAAGGACUAUAUAGAAACUCCAAGCAUGCAGUUCAUCACUUUGAAAAAUGUCACGAGAAGGGACGGAGAGUUCUAUUGCCACGGAAUCCCAUAUGCAGAUUUCGAUCGAACUGGUCAUUGGGGUAUAUGGAACAUUGCACGCAUGUUCGAAGCUUGCAGACGAACGGUUUCUCAUAAAACUAAUUUCUUCUUGCGUGACACGAAAGGAACUUUCGCUUUUGCAUAUGUAGUUCGAAGACAGACGUUUAAGCUUAGUCAAAAGAUUCACGACAACAUUAGUCUUUUUUCUCGUUUUCUACCUAAAAUAACAUAUAAAAUGGUAGAAAUUGGCAAUUCCUCAUUUACAGUACACAACGAACUUUACGAUGAUUUCUCUGGGUCCAGUGAAGUUUUUGCUGAAAAUUUUACACGAAUUGUGAAAAUCAACUGGGAAAAGAAACAAUCGACGGAGUUAUCCCGUGAAAUGAGAGAGGAACUGGAGGAUAUCUAUCGUAGUCCUUCUGAAAUAUGGCAGAACACGACGGUCUUCCCUGAUAGAACAAAUGAUAUUCCUAUUUAUACCUUGUCUCUUCGUGUUCCUUUCAGUGAUACGGAUAGCUUACAACAUAUAACACACGUAAUGUACAGUAAAUACUGCACCGAUUGUGCCACCAAUGCCAUAAAUGCUGGCUUCUAUCGUCACUUCAAAGACGAUAUUUGCUGGUACCCUAUCCUUGAAAUGGACAUCGAAUACCUUGGGGACGCUAUAGAAGGGGAGAUCAUCGAUAUUCACACAUGGCAGGGUGAAAACCCCCAGCAUCUCUAUUUUGAGACAAAGACAAAAGGAAAAAUUAUCAACAAAGCGAUGUUUGUCAUAGGACUAGAAAAGUCCAGAAAAAACAGACAUUCGAAAAUGUAGCAUAAAUAAACGCAGACACUUAAAAAUGCUACCUCCAUAACAAUCACAAAUCUUUUACUGAAACAUUGCAUCAUUUAUAUAGUUUACUAUUCAAGUGGCAAAAGUCGUAAGUGCAUAGUUUUUGACUUGCAGUAUAAAAUUUAAAAAAUAAAAUU
Messenger RNA from Saccostrea cuccullata (small rock oyster), 1089 nucleotides. RefSeq lists its product as uncharacterized. The transcript has 3 exons. NCBI's taxonomy places the organism in Eukaryota, Metazoa, Mollusca, Bivalvia, Ostreida, Ostreidae. Bases 62 to 934 code for a protein of 290 amino acids. The record is from RefSeq and is a predicted model, not a curated record.